Molecule: messenger RNA, 474 nt
Organism: Didymodactylos carnosus
Lineage: Eukaryota; Metazoa; Rotifera; Eurotatoria; Philodinida; Philodinidae
Source: the annotation of a GenBank genome assembly
AUGGAGGCAGCAGCUCAGGCGCUUUCUCUUUCUGCUGAAAAUUAUGUAAAUGAUCCGGUAAUUGAACAGCAAUGGGCUAUUAAAGCUUUUCAACAUUCCGAGAUUUAUUUCAAUUUAUUAUGUGCUAUAGCCGAUCCGAAAAGUCUUCGUUUAACACCUAAUGAUGAUAAGAUUUAUGGACGUUUUCGAGAAAUGUUUCCUGAUUUCAAUGUUGAUGUUUUAGACGAAAAUACUUUGAAAACCGAACAAGCUAAACAGAAAUGGAGAGAAUUUUGUGAACAAUUUCGUGAUUUUGUCGAAGACUAUAAUUUUGGUACUUUAGUUCGAACUCGAGCAGAUGGAGAAUAUAGUGAAGAAAAUACAAUUUUACUUGUGCGUAUUCAGUUUUACGCUAUUGAAAUUGCUCGUAAUCGUGAAGGAUAUAAUUCUCGUGUACGUCAUCUAUAUGGAACAAAGAAAGAAUCUGUAUCUUAA